This is a messenger RNA of Chrysochloris asiatica (Cape golden mole), 555 nucleotides long. Its product is annotated as chromobox protein homolog 3-like. Lineage: Eukaryota; Metazoa; Chordata; Mammalia; Afrosoricida; Chrysochloridae. The record is from RefSeq and is a predicted model, not a curated record. The transcript is spliced from 2 exons. Gene Ontology annotation, molecular function: chromatin binding. The coding region runs from base 1 to 555 and encodes 184 amino acids. Gene Ontology annotation, biological process: chromatin organization; negative regulation of transcription by RNA polymerase II. Gene Ontology annotation, cellular component: nucleus; pericentric heterochromatin.
AUGGCCUCCAAUAAAACUACAUUACAAAAAAUGGGAAAGAAACAGAACAGAAAGAGUAAAAAAGUUGAAGCAGCAGAACCCAAAGAGUUUGUGGUAGGAAAAGUGCUGGACAAACAUGUAGUUAAUGGGAAGGUGGAGUAUUUCCUGAAGUGGAAAGGAUUUACAGAUGCUGAUAAUACUUGGGAACCUGAAGAAAAUUUAGAUUGUCCAAAAUUAAUUGAGGCAUUCCUAGAUUCUCAAAAAGCUGGUAAACAAAAGGAUGGUACAAAAAGGAAAUCUUUGUCUGACAAUGAAUAUGAUGACAGCAAAUCAAAGAAAAAAAAAGAUGCUGCUGACAAACCAAGGGGCUUUGCCAGAGGUCUUGAUCCUGAGCGAAUAAUUGGUGCCACAGACAGCAGUGGAGAAUUAAUGUUUCUCAUGAAAUGGAAGAAUUCAGAUGAGGCAGACUUGGUUCUGGCAAAAGAGGCAAACAUGAAAUGCCCUCAAAUUGUAAUUGCAUUUUAUGAAGAGAGACUAACUUGCCAUUCUUGUCCAGAAGAUGAAUGUGAAGAAUAA